Messenger RNA from Eurytemora carolleeae, 1075 nucleotides. Its product is annotated as WSC domain-containing protein 2. Lineage: Eukaryota; Metazoa; Arthropoda; Copepoda; Calanoida; Temoridae. The coding region runs from base 75 to 1046 and encodes 323 amino acids. The record is from RefSeq and is a predicted model, not a curated record. The transcript is spliced from 2 exons. Gene Ontology annotation, molecular function: sulfotransferase activity.
GAGAAUUAUGUUUAAAGAUAUUAAAUAUUUCAGAAGUGUCUGUGAUGUAAACUGCAUGUGGUAAAUCUAUCUGAAUGUUUUUGGAUUCAGAAACAAUGGCGUCUAGGAAAAAUCUGAAUUUGUUUCUGUUUACAGUGACAAUUGUACUUAGCAUAUCUUCACUAUUCAUCUAUGUGACAUCAGUUCCUUCUAGAACAGUAACUGUUCUCCCCUGGGGAAACUGGAGUACAAGUUCCCCCUGGGCUGGGGAUAGAGAAUGUGGCGAGUUUGUGACUAGAAUAGUUAAACCAGGAACUAUCCCUAGUAGAGCACUUGCCUCCUUCCCUGGAUCAGGGAAUACUUGGAUUAGAUAUCUUAUUGAGGGCGCCUCAGGGAUCUAUACUGGGUCCAUAUUUAAUGAUAAAUCAAUAGCAAGUGCAGGACACAAUGGAGAAAUGAGGAAUUUCAGGGAUGGUUCAACAAUCCUUCAAAAGACCCAUCACAGAGCUUUAUAUGAUGUGCCAGCUUAUAUGAAAUAUUCCCUGCAAUGGAGAACUAACCAUAUUAAGAUGUUUGAGGGUCGUGCAGUUGUGGUUGUUCGUAACCCUUUCAAAGCUAUUCUUUCCUACUGGAAUUAUAUCAGUACAAGAAGCCACACCGCGUCUGCCAACAACAACAGCUUGUUGUCACCAAAAUUCCGGGAUUUUGGUUUUGUUGGAAUCAACCGCUGGUAUGAAGUCAUCUCUGAUUGGCUUGACUACGGAACAGAUGUUUAUUUUGUUUUCUAUGAAGAUCUCCAAGAGAAUCCUGUAAACGAAAUAAAAUCCCUUUUUGACCAUCUGGGAAUGGAACUAGACCCGAACAGACUAGAGUGUGUACAGAAGCAUCUGACUGGAAGCUUUGAGAGAAAGAAGCACAUUGAUGAGAAUCCGUUUUCUUUAGAUCAUCAAGCUUUGUUCAGACUUGUUAUUGAUCUUGCCAGCAAAAGGAUAGAGGAAAAAACUGGAAAAUCCCUUCCAGUUCAUAAAUAUACCUAUUAUAAGAAGGAUACCACAAAUGUACCUUAAUAAAAAAAAUAUAUUUUCUUUUUGUAAAA